UUCACUCGACGUUCGCCCGCGAAAGACCAUGUCGGCGACGCGCCAAAGCAAAAGCGCCUUUGGCGAUUCGCGCAAGUGCAAAUCCGCCGUCUGCAGCUGGGAGCAUCGCUCGUUCGAGCAGCAUCGCUCCAGGGUGCGGGAAGCGACGUCAACGGUGAACAUGAAGACACCGGAUCGCCGUCCGCACGUUCGUUACGAUGCCAAGAGGACUCAGCUUGAGCGCGAGCGUCAAGCGCAAAUUGCUCACGACAACUUUAUACUCUUCAAGCGUCUCACGGAAAUCAUGAGCGGCAAAUUGCAGCGCAAGUAUCCCAUCACUCAAGCCAAAUCAAGCUGCAUAAAGAUACGCUGAACGAUGAAUUUUAAGUGUUUCUUUUCGCUUGUUCAAGUAGUAUGAGAUAGCAGUAGCUUCUUUUUUUUUUUCGUACGAAAGGAACCAAGAGACUUGACGCAGAGUGCCUUUGAGGGAAAUCCGCGUGUGCACUGAAAAUCUACGAUACUCAAUCAAUUAUAUAGCUUUUCGACCCAUUUUCCGAAGAUGUAAUUUUGAGAUGUGAUUUAUGACGUAGAAACGUGCACCAACGUAUCGCCUAAU
Molecule: messenger RNA, 595 nt
Organism: Phymastichus coffea
Lineage: Eukaryota; Metazoa; Arthropoda; Insecta; Hymenoptera; Eulophidae
Exons: 2
Coding region: 29-352 (107 amino acids)
Source: RefSeq, a predicted model, not a curated record